Molecule: messenger RNA, 3817 nt
Organism: Stegodyphus dumicola
Lineage: Eukaryota; Metazoa; Arthropoda; Arachnida; Araneae; Eresidae
Product: ADP-ribosylation factor-like protein 4A
Molecular function (GO): GTPase activity; GTP binding
Source: RefSeq, a predicted model, not a curated record
UGGAAUUGUAAGUUUUUAUUUUACUGAUACGAACGUAUGCAUUCUGAUAAUCGUGUGAGGUGUGGAAAACUGUGUUGCCUAAAUCCGCUGCGUAUUAGAGCCUGUGUUAUGUAAUUCAUUUCGUUUAGAUUAAUCUUACGUUCAAUUCAAAGAUUCAUACUAGCUUCAAUAUUGCAAUCUAAAUGCGUUUAAAGACAUUUAGAAUGCAUAUUUUAAAAGCCUUGACUCUUAGUUGACAAAUAGUUAGGAAAAUAAAAUAAAAUCAUACAGGACUAAAUGGAUUGCAGUAAAAAUUUAAUAAUCAGGAAGAGAUGGAACUAUUUUUAAGGAAAGAGGUUAAUUAAGAGUUAAAAAAAAGAUAAUUAAAAUUAGUUGUGCUCUGCAUGGCUGUUGUUUUUGACUGUUUCGUAACAAUGUGUAAUUAUAAAGCAAACUGCUGUUAAAAAAUUAAAUAAAAAAAAGAAGGUCAAUAGAUCGAGCUCUGGCAACAUGAGGAAUAAUAUACAUCCGCCAACGACUGCAACGCUCCGCUUAAUAUCUGAAGAGUUCCUCUUAGUGAUGCAUCCGGUCUCCUUCUGACUCAGGAUUGAACAUCCUGAAAACUUAUUGUCCCUCCUCGUUUCAGGACAUUGAGCUCUUUUUGGCGACAGUUAACAGAACUGUUGUACAUACGUGUGACAUCAACGAUUAACUUGACAUCUUCGGUUCUAAUCGACUGUUAAUUAAAAAUGCAUUUAAGCAGAGAUUUGUAGCUAUGACAAGAAUAAAUGUUGCGCGAAAGGUAUCAGUGAUUCAAUCAGCUAAGUAUAAGUCUCUAUACCAACCACUUGAAUCAAGAAAUGUAAGGUAAAAUGUUCUUUUUUAAAUUACCGAAGAAAUCUGAGGCAAAUCUGAGGAUUAGACAAAGAAUGAGAAAAUUAUAAGCUGUGAAUCUCAAGAUUAUUAUCCCAUCAGUAUAUUGUGAUAUUUAAGAAAUACUAAUUUUGUAAAGUGUUGUAUCAGUUUCGUAUUUAAGCCUAUAGCAGCAUUUGGACUAGCUUUAUUUUUUGUGAUAUCAAGUGCUAGACUGCCAUUGCGUCAACUAUAAUCUCAUAUGCAAAAGGUGAAGUGUCCAAGAAUCACAGCCGGGUGUAUUUCAUUAGUCACUGUGAUAAAAAUUUGCAAGCUGUGUUUCUUCCCGUCUUUCACUGAAGUGUCAUCCAUGUGAAUCUAACUUUAACCUAAAAACAUGGGCUCCACUGUGGGCAAAGGUGCUUCUUUGCUAGAAAGUCUCCCUCCAAACCAAAGUCUGCAUGUUGUAAUGUUAGGCCUGGAUUCCGCAGGUAAGACAACAGCCUUGUAUCGACUUAAGUUCGAUCAGUAUUUAAAUACAGUACCUACGAUAGGCUUCAAUUGCGAAAAAAUUAAAGGCACAACGGGGAAGGCAAAAGGAACCAGUUUUCUAAUAUGGGAUGUGGGUGGACAGGACAAACUUCGCCCUCUCUGGAGGUCUUACACGCGAUGUACAGACGGUAUUGUUUUUGUACUGGAUAGUGUUGACGAUGAAAGACUUGAAGAAGCCAGAAUGGAAUUAGUGCGUAUGGCAAGAGCUCCUGAAAACUUAGGUGUGCCGAUUCUUGUGCUUGCCAACAAACAGGACUUACCAGGUGCAAAAGAUCCGCAUGAAAUUGAAAGAAUUUUAGGAUUAGGCAUUGAGUUAGGAUCUGGACAUUUAUGGCAUGUCCAACCUGCCUGUGCCAUCAUCGGUGAUGGCCUAGAAGAAGGACUAGAAAUUCUGUAUGAGAUGAUACUUAAACGAAGACGGCAACUAAAACAAGCCAAAAAGAAAUACACCUAAAAUUUCUACAUGAAAAGUCUGCGGUUUUCUAGGAGCUCAGUGAUAGAUUGCGUUUAAAUGGCAUCGCCAUUCUAAAAAUCUAUAUUAGUAACAGCGAAUUUUUUCUAGUUAAGAAAUAUUAAAUUUUAAAUUGUCAGUUUUUAAUUGUGAAAUGUAAUUUGCAAUUUCUUAUUUAAAAAACAUUAUGAUUUCUUUUAUUUGACUUCAAAUUUGAGCGCCAGCAACAGCUAACACAUAUUCCUGAAAAAAGGUAAUCUCAGGCUUUAAUUAAUUCCUUUCGUAUUAAAAUAUAAAGUAUAGGAUAUUAAAGAAAUUAAGGAAUUUUAAGAGUUAUGAAUAAAAAGAAUCCUUUCCAUAAUAUGAAGUUUUUCUGUUGUUGGGCGGACGAUUAGAAUUUACUUCAUCUCGAGGUAUGUUUAGCUUAAAGAUAUUUUCUUAGUUUAAUUAUGGAAACAUAUGAUUUUGUUUUUGUGAAACAGACAUUAAGUAUUAACACAGCUAAUUCUGUAACGUUAAUUUCAAUUAUUUAUACAAACACGAUUUUUUUCCUUUUUUUAUUUGUAUAAAUAUGCUUUUAACGAAAAUGCACGUGUCUAUUGUAGUUGUACUAAAACCAUAAAAUACAAAUGAUUUUAUGAGAUUGCUGUUUUAUUACAUUCUUUUCAGUAAUAAUCAGUGUUUUAAGAAAAUUAAAAUUUCACUAUUUUUGGCUUACAGGUAUUUUAAAUUAUGUUCUAAAUUCCGUCCUGUUCUCCGUCCUUAUGAAUUAUGUUCUGUAGAAAUUAUGCAACAGCUUUAUAAAUAUUUUGAUCCAAAAUUUUUUUUGUUAUUUUAAUAUUUAAGAUCUUACUCCUAUCAAUAUUUGAUAGCAGUAAGACAGAAAAUUAAAACAAAUAUUGAAAGAAGAAAUUUACGGCGAAAUAAUGGUGUACUUUCCAAUAUUUAUUUAAAAUGUAGCUUUAAAUAUGUUAUUAAAUCUACAGCAGCAUUAUAUUCAAGAUUAUUUCAAAUCAAAAAGCGUAAAAAUGAGAGAUAUUUUAUUACACCUGACUCUAUGAAACUGUGAAAAUAGUAUAAGAGAGUUCCCAGAAAGUCUCAUUCUUUCUCAUCAAAAUAAUAAUUUGAUGUCCAACAUGGAAACACUGCCUAAAAAAAUAAAAUAUCAUUUAUAAUGCAUUCAAUAUUACGUAACUACUGUGUGUUGUUCAUCAGGGUUUAUACUCGUGGAAGUAAAAUGCAAGCCAAACUGUAGCGUUAGGUAUAUAAGGAAUAUGAAAUUAGGUUUUUGUAAAAUCAAAGCUGGCCGUUUCAAUUUGUGAUUUAGUUAUUAGUUCGGUAUAUAGUUUAGAAAAACACAGAAAUUACUAUCAUAGUAAGGAAUGCUGAAAUUCAUUAUUAAUUAUCGGAAGUUAAAAAUUAUCAUGGAAGUUUUCAUUCGUAGUAAAACAUUUGUCAACAUUUAUCUAGUCAACAAAAAUAAUUACCAAGUUACUUCGAAUUAAACCUCACUUUUUUUUAGAUUUUCAAGAUGUAAAAUUAGCUCUUCAGCUCAAAUUCAAAGUGAAUAAAUAUUUUACAAUUAUAUAUCUGAAGAAGGUUUUUAAUAAAUCAGGUAAAUUAUUAUAUUUAUAUUACAAUCUAUUUAAGUAAAUAAAUGUUCCUUAGUUUUCGGUACGUAUUAUAAAAACAUUUUUAUUGGCCCAAAGAGCGUUAGCCCAGAAGGGAUAUUAAUUUCAGAACGGCAUUUAAACGGCGUCGAUUUACUUUUCAAACUGUUGCCACCAAAUAUUAUCGCCAUGUAUUAUACUUGAAAAAAGUAAAUAAUGAAGAAUCUACAUGAAUGCAUGAACGUUUCUCGCUCUGUGAAGAAACGACGGUACGUAGAGCCAUCAAAUUUUGAAUAACGUGGCCCUCCAACUGAAAAUGUGCACUUGGAAGCCCGAAUUUUGAAUUUCGAAUUUGUUUUAGUAUAUAUUUCAU